This is a messenger RNA of Colletotrichum costaricense, 2250 nucleotides long. RefSeq names its product C-5 cytosine-specific DNA methylase. Gene Ontology annotation, molecular function: DNA binding; DNA (cytosine-5-)-methyltransferase activity. Gene Ontology annotation, biological process: negative regulation of gene expression via chromosomal CpG island methylation. The coding region runs from base 1 to 2250 and encodes 749 amino acids. Lineage: Eukaryota; Fungi; Ascomycota; Sordariomycetes; Glomerellales; Glomerellaceae. Gene Ontology annotation, cellular component: nucleus. The transcript has a single exon. The record is from RefSeq and is a predicted model, not a curated record.
AUGGCUACCGCUGUAUUCUCGGGCAGUAGCCCCUGCGCUGCCAUCGUCGUGGAUGAUGAUCACACAUCUGAGGAUAAAACCACGACAGAAUGGCAGCGAAGGGUCAAUGCCUAUCGCCCUCAAGGCCGAGAGAACUCUGUCGUCACCAUCAACAGUGAUUUCGACGUCCUGGAACAGAAAGAAGAGGACAUCGCCGACAGAGAACUCGAAAAUCUUAUCGAUCUUACUGUUGAAGAUGACCCGGUUGUCCGACACCGUCGACGACGUCGCCAACCGCUCCCCGCCAAGAAUCCUGAGCGUCAUCACCAGAGCAUAGAAACUGGCCAACGGCUGAUCAAGCUCAAGAAGUUUUAUGAGCUGGAUCCUUCGCAAUGCCCCAAAUCGGCGCUAGAGCCGCAUUUUCUUCUGGUGAAAAAGAUCACGGAGGAUUUGAUCACCAACAAAAUCACAAUUACCGGACUGCCGUUUGUCAGAGUACGCUCACUCAUGGCCAAGUUGCCGCGAAAGUUGAAUGAGGUGGCCGUCGUCUACGAACUAGACGAAAACGACGACAGGACGAUCAACGAGCAGGCAAGCAUUGAGGUCCCCUUGUCGGCAAUCAUCGGACCUUCCAGAAGCUUUCACACUACGAAUGCGCUCUACCCGCACCAUCGCUAUGACCCGAAAGCCUUCGCCAACCUAGAAGCAGUCGAGAAGGAAGGUCCACUGGUGUGUCGGUGGAAGUACUUCAUUCACUACCGAGACUCGCGCGAGAAGAAAACAAGCAAAGCUCAUCAUUGGACGUUGGAACGUGUUCGAGAGCACGAAGUCGAACGAGAAGACUUUAGGGUAUCUGAGGAAGAUUUGCGAUCUGACUGGCGAGGCGUGACAAUCCGCGGAGGCGCACAUCUUCCAGAGAUGCAGCCUCAGGUGCUUGGAAAACCCACCGAGAAGCAGAAAUACACAGUCUUCGAUUCUUUCUGCGGCGCCGGCGGCUUCUCGAGAGGCGCCGAGCGGGCAGGGAUGAAGGUCCAACAUGCCGUCGACUCAUGGGACCGGGCGUGCAACACCUACCGCCAAAACUUCCCGGAUACCAAUCUCUUCGAGAUGACUGUCGACGAGUUUAUUCUUCACCAAAAAGAUGUCCCAAUGAGAGUUGACGUUCUCCAUCUAUCGCCACCAUGUCAGACAUGGUCACCAGCUCACACCGUCGCGGGACAAAACGACGAGGCUAAUAUCGCCUCGCUCUUUGCCUGCAGAAGUCUCGUCGAGAAAGUGCGCCCUCGACUCUUUACGCUGGAACAGACCUUUGGAAUACUGCAACCGGCUUACUCGCCUUUCUUCAAUACUCUUCUGAUGGGGUUCACCGAGUUCGGGUAUUCUGUAACUUGGAAGCUGGUCCAUCUCCAGACCUGGGGGCUCCCUCAAGUCCGAAAGAGACUGAUUAUGAUUGGCGCCUGUCCCGGAGAGAAGUUGCCCCCCUUUCCCAGAGCAACCCACUCUGAGACGGGAGCCGGCGGUCUGGAAAAGUACGUGACUAUCAAGAAAGCACUCGAGAGGAUCACGAAUGACUGCACCUGGCACAACCCGGAGGAGGAGAUGAGAGACACUUUGCCCACGGGCUCAGUCGUGUCCAGCCCGGAUGAGAUCUUGAAGAGAGCCAUCACAUGCUCGGGAGGCGGAAAUAUGCACUAUUCGAAUACCAGAGCCUACACGGUGCGUGAGUUCGCCAGCCUUCAGGGGUUCCCCUUCUGGCAUCAAUUCCCCAAGGCUCCCAAGUCAGUCUUGAAGAAGCAAAUCGGGAAUGCAUUCCCGGCGUGCGUUGUACGACCGCUCUAUGAGCACCUCAAGAAUUGGCUUCUAGCCGAGGACGGCCUCGCCCCUGCCUGCGACGUGAGAGCCAGCGUUGGCGGAAGAGCCAGCGUUGGCGGAAGAGAAUUGGUGUUCCUGACCGAGGCGCCUGCGCCUACGCCUACGCCGCGCCGCGUCCCUGUUCCCGUCGCGAUGCCGUCGCUCUUGAGAACCCAGGGAGACUCUGCGAACAACGCUAUGGUGCUUGAUGAAGAUGAAGAUGAUCAGAUUGAGAUCAAGUUCUACGGGGACUCCGACAUUGAGAUGUCUGACGUGCCCGAGGCGUCUAGGAGCCCGGAUACCCCUGACACGCCGCUGUCUUAUUACCGGUACCGGUCUCGGUCGAGGACGAUGUCGCUUGGACCGUCUCCAGAGCCGGUGCAGUCUGGGCUGAAGGACUCGCCUAUUGUGAUUGACUGA